Molecule: messenger RNA, 4314 nt
Organism: Anopheles marshallii
Lineage: Eukaryota; Metazoa; Arthropoda; Insecta; Diptera; Culicidae
Gene: Pez
Product: tyrosine-protein phosphatase non-receptor type 14
Exons: 7
Coding region: 1-4314 (1437 amino acids)
Biological process (GO): protein dephosphorylation
Cellular component (GO): cytoskeleton
Molecular function (GO): protein tyrosine phosphatase activity
Source: RefSeq, a predicted model, not a curated record
AUGCCUUUCCGACUGAAGCUCAAGAAAUCUCGCCAUUACAAUGUCAUGUCCAAGAGCCUGUUCGUCAUAUCGGUCGAUCAUUUAGACUCAUCUACUAAGAUUGACUGUACGCUAAGCUCGGAAAGCACUGGUCAGGAAUGUCUGGAAAACGUGUGCCAAAGAAUAUCGAUCCAACAACCGGAGUUCUUUGGUCUCCGUUAUGUGGUCAAAGGCACGACCGAUGAGAUGCGAUGGGUGGACCUGGAGCGUCCGCUGAGUCGCCAGCUGGAAAAAUAUUCGGCCAACUCGAAGAUUCUACACCUGCGCGUAAUGUACUACGUCCUAUCGGGUGUCAGCUUGAUACAGGACGAGGGUACGAGGAAUUACUACUUCCUGCAGCUGAAGCACGAUGUUGUGGAGGGUCGCAUCAACUGUGAUCCUCGGCAGGCGGUAAUACUGGCAAACUACAGUCGUCAGGCGGAGUAUGGCAACCAUCAGGAUCGGCACACGGUGGAGUACCUGAAAACGUUACUAUCCUUUCCACAUGAGAUGGUCCAUGCAAAUCUGCUGGAAGCACUUACCGAACAGGUGAUCCAGCAAGCACAUGAACUUCACAACGUAACGCAGGGUGACGCAGAAAGUUUGUACAUAUCCGCCUGUCAGCAGCUCGAUGGUUACGGUCAGGAAACGUUCACGGCGAAAAACGAAAGCGGGCUGGAGGUAAUGUUGGGAAUCUCAGUGUCGGGCAUCAUAGUUGCAAGUGACACAAACAAAUUUUACCCAUGGCGUGAUAUUACGAACGUGGUGAACCACAAACGUGCGUUCAACAUUGAGUGCACUGUGCCACGGGAAAGCGCUGGCUUUACCGUAGCAGACGUUGCUACUGGUCGUUACAUCUGGAAGCUGUGUGCGUUGCAGCAUCGGUUCUUCGUGACGUACGAGCAGAACCAGACGCAGGCGAGCCAGAUGAACUUGAAUCUGUUCCAAAACAUGGGUGACAAUUUGAACGACAGUCGGGAUGAUUUGUUAAGCGAACAGCAGUACAUGCACACGCAGCAACAGCAACACCAGCCAAGUCCAUCACCGGGAGGAUCUCAGCCUCCGUACCAGGGUUCGAUGGGGACGACCAGUUGGCCGAGCACACACGAGCUGGCAUCGCACUCGUCGAGCAUGUGGAACAAUGCGACCCAUCAGCAGCAUGCAAUGGUAGACACGCAGCCCGGAGGCGGAGGCGGUGGUGGCCACUUAUCCUCUAGCAACGUCACCAUUGCGACCGGCGUGGGCGGAAGCAUCAAUAAUCUCAACAACCUCAAUCCGGUAAAUAUGAUGCAAUCGUCGCGUUCCUCCGGGCUCGAUAUUAAUCUCAACUCGACCUCCAAUAAUGCGGUACCGUUGGAGUACUCGAACCAAAUGGGUUCCAGCUGGGGUUUGAAUCCGGUCGGUUCGAAUGCGUCACUCAUAAACCGUGCCCAAAGUUCGUCUUGUUUAGAUUUAAGCAACAACAAUCUAACACCCGAUCGGGAUCGGUUAAAAGCACUCCUUCCGACAUAUCGACCAGCGCCGGACUAUGAGACGGCUAUACAGCAAAAGUACCGUUCCAGCAGCAACGAUGUGCGGCUGGUGAACGGGAAUUUACUGCAUCUGUCCGCUUCGCAGAUGCUCGCAGCACAGGAGCAACAGCAUCAGCAGCAGGUCGCACCUUCAGGACAUCAUCUCGAGUACGGAGUUACGGGUAGCCAGCCGGAUGUGUCCUACUACGGCCAGCAUUUGCAGCAACAGCAGCAACAGUCGGCCACUCAACAAGUACACCAGCAACCAUAUCCGGACGUAACGCACCAUACAACGACUCACAUAAUCGGCCCACACUACUCGGAUGCGUCCGAUUAUGGUUUGACGCAUCGAUUCAAAAUGAUGCGCCUUGUAAAACCACCUCCGCCAUAUCCCGCCAAUCGACUCAGUUCGACUUCAACGCCCGAUUUGGCAUCUCAUCGUGCUCUGCUCGGUCUGCGCAGUGCUCAAGUGUCCGGUUCUAGUCCCGAUCUAGUAUCAACUCGCCCAUUGAUGAAUCACCACCAUCAUGCGGCGCACCUUCAGCACCAUCAGCUGCAAAUUGCGCAUCUAUCGCAGAGCGGCGGCCAAGUGUGCUAUCCUGGAUUGGCAACGGCUGGCAAUCCACACGCCCAGUUGCACCAUUCGCAAACAAUGCUGCCACACGGAACGUAUGAAAAUUUAAACUUUAUGGAGAAUCUAACAUCGACUAAAGCAGGUCUAAUAUCGGCUGCGAAUCAAGGUGCACCCGGCAAUGUGUACUAUUACGUUCCCGGAGGUAUGGAACACAUUUUGCUUACAAGUGGAAGUACACCCGGUGGUGAUAGUAGUAAUCCGCCCUACCACACUACCGCGAACGGUCAUAUCGGAUUGGCCCCGAAAACGCACCUCAACCGAUCAUCUCAACAUAUCAAUGGAUCGAUCGAACCGAUCUAUGAAAACGUCCCACUACCCUGGAAAGAUGACAACGAUGCACUGGGAGAGGGAAGAAACCGAACGGCAAGCGUUCAGUCUGCUCCAGGAACGCAGCAUCAGCCGACGAUGCGACCGAUGCCUCCUACGCCACCGCAACCACAAACGCCAACUAGUACCAGUGCACCGGCGAGUGCUCUGGAUGGUGCCAUGUUGAACAUUCAGUCUCAGGCCCAACAACCACAGCAACAGCUCCAGCACAAACCAUCCAAGCAGCAGCAGCAUCAGCAGCAAACACUGGAACAGCAGCCAACGGGACGCCAGCAACUGUUACAUCAGCGGGUUUCUGAAGGAUCAAUCACUGCAAUGGGUCCACCGGCACCAUCAUUAGCUGAUGUGCCAAAGCACCAAACCAAUAAUCAUUCCGGAAGUAUCGACGCCCAGCUGAACAGUUCUACCACUACAACAACAACGACGACGGUAUUGAGUGGUGCUACUACCGCAACCGCGGUCAAGGAACCUACUGCUAUUAACCGAUCACAUUCAUCGAACAAUAUGCUUGAUGCUUCACAACUCUCCAGCUACACAUUGAAUGAAACUGUCCAGAGCGGUAGCGUUCGAAAUGGACAUAAUGAUUCCGGCAUCAGUUCGAUUACGGGAUCGACCAAUCUCGGUGGUAGCGGUGGUAGUACAACUAGUCGCAACACUACUCAUAACAAUAGUUCGGCCAACACCUCCACCGCCACGACAUCGUCCGUGAAAGAAACGAAGCGGAAGCGCAUUUGGGAAAUUCUCGGCGGUCGAUCGAAAAACUCCACCGACAAGCAGAAAAGUGCCACCCUCGGUCGGGAAAAGGAUCGGAAAAAGAAAGGCUCCGUGGAUCCGAGCGUAGACGGCAGUGGAAGCGGAGGAAGUGCUAACUCAUCCAUGAACGAGGGAGCGAACGGAGGACAGCUGCGCCAUCGUUGGUCAACGGGAUUACCAAGAUUACAGCCACUGCCGGCAAAUAUCAGCAAAGAGAAAUUGUGCUCGUUACUGGAAUCGAAACUGGCCGAUCCUCAGCUGUACUGUGAAUUUGAGCGCAUUCCUAAGCGUAGUGAAAGCGCCAUCUAUAACUGUGCCUUAGCGGAUGAUAAUAAAAACAAGAACUUCGAUCCGUCCUUUCUACCGUACGAUAACAAUCGGGUGCGUUUAACUCCGACACGGGAUAACCGUAUGGGUUACGUGAAUGCUUCUCACAUAACAAGCACUGUUGGUAACAAGCAAAGGUUCUAUAUAGUCGCCGAAAGCCCCAACGACACACUGACGACAAACAUAUUCUGGCAAUGCGUCUGGGAGGCAGACGUCUAUUUAUUGGUGCAACUAUCCAAAGAGCUUAGCUAUAUCCCACAAACAAGUGAACGGUGUUUGGAGUACGGGCAGUAUCAAGUAUGGCGCGAAUUUUCCCAAGAAACAGAUCGCUGCACAACAAGCAAGUUGCGCGUGUACCACACACAAAGUCGUCGUUACCGGUCGGUUUGGCAUUUGUCGUAUACGGAGUGGGCCGACCAGAAUUGUCCGGGUGAUGUUGGACAUUUUUUGGGAUUUUUGGAAGAAUUGAACUCCGUUCGGUUGGCGUCAAUUGCGGAGGUUCCACCAUCGCACAAUACCAAUCCACCGGUGUUGAUACACUGUAAUGAAGGUGGUGGUCGCACGGGUGUGACUUUAGUAGCUGACUUGUUGCUGUACACACUGGAUCAUAAUCAGGACAUUGACAUACCGCGAUUGAUCGGCCAAAUACGACAGCAGCGAGACAGUAUCAUACCAUCAUUAGCGCAAUACAAGUUCAUACACGCACUGCUAAUACACUACUUAAAGCAAAACCGACUGAUCUAA